CUACAAAUAAGCAGGAUGCUGGCGCCCCCCCCAUUUUUUCUCCUUUCGGAAGACGACAAAUUUGAAAUGCCUGAGCCAGCGAAGUCCGCCCCGGCCCCGAAGAAAGGCUCCAAGAAGGCGGUGACCAAGGCGCAGAAGAAGGACGGCAAGAAGCGCAAGCGCAGCCGCAAGGAGAGCUACUCGGUGUACGUGUACAAGGUGCUGAAGCAGGUGCACCCCGACACCGGCAUCUCGUCCAAGGCCAUGGGCAUCAUGAACUCGUUCGUCAACGACAUCUUCGAGCGCAUCGCGGGCGAGGCGUCGCGCCUGGCGCAUUACAACAAGCGCUCGACCAUCACGUCCCGGGAGAUCCAGACGGCCGUGCGCCUGCUGCUGCCCGGGGAGCUGGCCAAGCACGCCGUGUCCGAGGGCACCAAGGCCGUCACCAAGUACACCAGCUCCAAGUGAGUGCUGGGAGACACGAUCCAACCCAAAGGCUCUUUUCAGAGCCACA
Acinonyx jubatus (cheetah) is the source of this 493-nucleotide messenger RNA. RefSeq names its product histone H2B type 1-C/E/F/G/I-like. Gene Ontology annotation, molecular function: DNA binding; structural constituent of chromatin; protein heterodimerization activity. The transcript has a single exon. The record is from RefSeq and is a predicted model, not a curated record. Gene Ontology annotation, cellular component: nucleosome. The coding region runs from base 16 to 447 and encodes 143 amino acids. Lineage: Eukaryota; Metazoa; Chordata; Mammalia; Carnivora; Felidae.